AUGGAUGAUCAGAAGAAUCGGGCUCAUCACAAGACGAAGGAGAAAAAGAAAUAUGAAGGUCAGAACCCGAAAGCUUUUGCUUUCUCAAACCCUGGAAAGGGUAAUAGACAAGCUGCAAGAUCCCAUGAACUCAAGGAAAAACGCCUACAUGUACCUCUCGUCGACCGUCUCCCCGAGGAGGCACCGCCAAUUAUCGUCACAGUCGUUGGACCUCCCGGAGUUGGAAAGACUACACUGAUCAAAUCGUUAAUAAGACGAUACUCGAAACAAACAUUAAGUUCUCCGACGGGUCCUCUUACGGUCGUUACAUCCAAGCGACGACGCUUGACGUUCCUUGAAUGCCCUUCAGAUUCGUUGGCUAGCAUGAUCGAUGUCGCCAAGAUCGCAGAUAUAGUGUUGUUGAUGAUUGACGGCAAUUACGGGUUUGAAAUGGAGACCAUGGAAUUCCUAAACGUUCUGGCCUCCAGUGGUAUGCCUGGUAACGUCUUUGGUAUUCUUACCCACCUCGACUUGUUCAGGAAACAGAGCACAUUGCAAGCAGCGAAGAAACGAUUGAAACACCGUUUCUGGAGCGAACUAUAUCAAGGCGCAAAAUUAUUUUACCUGUCCGGUGUCGUCAAUGGCCGGUACCCAGACCGUGAAAUCCACAACCUAUCUCGAUUCCUCUCCGUGAUGAAGAACCCACGUCCUCUUGUGUGGCGCAAUUCGCAUCCUUACGCUCUCGCCGAUCGAUUCCUCGACAUCACCCCGCCCACUGAGAUUGAAAAAGACCCAAAGUGCGAUCGUACAAUAGCAUUGUAUGGCUACUUGCGCGGAACCAAUUUCCCCGCUCAAGGUGCUCGUGUCCAUGUUCCUGGUGUCGGUGAUCUCACAGUAUCUGCUAUUGAGUCUCUACCCGAUCCUUGUCCUACACCUUUCAUGGACCAGCAAAUAGCCAAGGCGACGGGCAAAGGUGGAAGGAAGAGAUUGGGUGAAAAGCAGAAAUUGUUGUUUGCUCCAAUGUCGGAUGUUGGUGGUGUCUUGAUCGAUAAGGAUGCCGUUUAUAUCGAUGUCAAAUCCGCGACCUUCAAUCGGGAGCACGAUGACUCCGACGACGAAAACAGGGGUCUAGGAGAACAGCUUGUCAUGGGUUUACAAAAUGAACGCAAACUGCUUGGAGAAGCUAAAGAUAGUCUCCAGCUUUUCAAGGGAGGUGGAGCAAUUUCUAAAGUGGAUGGCGAAACAGACACUGGGCGAAAGGAAAAGCGCAAUAUCCGGGCAAUGGAUGCUACCGGUUACGUUUCUGAAGAAGAAGACGAAGGGUUUGGAAGUGAGGAAGCGGAUGAGGAUGAUGAGGAAGGGAUGGAGGGAGACUUGGGUGACGAGAAUUCUGAUGAGGAGCUGGAGUCCGACGAUAAUGAAGGUGAAUUCGAAGCGCCAUCGGACUUGACCCGGCAUAUUCGUGAGAAGCAGAACCGUGAUAGCAAAGGGAAAGAAGGUGAUUUUGCUUUCGCAGACAGUGAUUCGGACCUGGGAUCCAUCUCUUCCGUUGAAGAUCAGGAGUUUGACGAUCCUGAUGAGGAUGAGGACGCAUCAGAGAAUGAUGAAGACGGUGCUUUACGGUGGAAGAGCAAUAUGUUAGAUAAUGCCAAAGCUCUCCAUGGGAAGAAGCCCGCAUACCGCGUCAUUGACCUUACCCGGAUGCUCUACGACGAGUCUAUCACGCCUGCUGAGGUGAUAGCCAGAUGGAAAGGUGAAGAUAACGAGGAUACGGAGGAUAUAGACGAGGAUGAAGAAGAAGACUUCUUCAAAAAGACCAAUGCUGAGAAGGAAGAAGAAUGGGAAGAUCGGACAAUUCCCACCUUUGACUACGAUGAGCUGGAGAAGAAAUGGUCAGACCAAGAUGCUGUCGAAACCUUACGACGUCGCUUUGCUUCGGCCAGACUAGGUGCUUCUGGCAGUGGCGACGAAGAUGAUGAUCGCCCUGAUGAUGGACUAUCUGACGAGGGGGAUGGUGCUUUUGAGGAUCUUGAGACCGGUGAAGUCUUCAAUGGUUUUGAUGAAGGCUCGGGUGAUGAAGAAGAGAGUGAAGCUGAGGAGAAAGCUGAAGGCGAGGUGGACCUUGAAGCCGAGCGAGAGCGAAACGCCAAGAGGAAAGAAGAGCUUAAGCUGCGAUUUGAAGAGGAGGAUCGAGAGGGCUUCGCUAAUGCCAGGAAUGGUGAUCGAAACGAAGGCAAAGACGACAACGAGUUUGGAGAAGAUGACUGGUAUGACGCUCAAAAGGCUCAGUUGCAAAAACAAUUGGAUAUCAACCGUGCCGAGUUCGAGUCUCUUGACGCUAUUUCUCGUGCUCGAGCGGAAGGUUUCCGAGCUGGUACCUAUGCGCGAAUUGUCUUGGAGAAGGUCCCAUGUGAAUUUUCGACCAAGUUUAAUCCUCGAUACCCAGUCCUUGUUGGUGGAUUAGCACCAACAGAAGAACGUUUUGGCUACGUACAAGUGCGUAUCAAACGACAUAGGUGGCACAAGAAGAUUCUCAAGACCAACGAUCCGCUUAUCUUCUCUCUCGGCUGGCGUCGCUUCCAGACUCUACCCAUCUACAGUAUCUCCGACUCGCGUACUCGCAACCGCAUGUUGAAGUAUACACCAGAGCACAUGCACUGUUUCGGAACAUUUUACGGGCCUCUAGUUGCUCCCAAUACCGGUUUCUGUUGUGUGAAUUCAUUUUCGAACAAAAUUCCGGGCUUCCGAAUCGCCGCCACUGGUGUCGUUCUCAAUGUAGAUGAGAGCACCGAGAUUGUGAAAAAACUGAAACUUACUGGUUAUCCAUAUAAGAUCUUCCGCAAUACUGCUUUCAUUCGUGACAUGUUCAAUUCUUCUUUGGAAAUUGCCAAGUUUGAAGGUGCCGCCAUUCGUACAGUGUCUGGUAUCCGUGGUCAAAUCAAGAGAGCUCUCAGCAAACCUGAAGGUCAUUUCCGAGCUACUUUCGAGGACAAGAUUCUAAUGAGCGACAUCGUCUUCCUCCGUGCCUGGUAUCCGAUUAAGCCUCACCGGUUCUACAAUCCCGUCACGAAUUUGUUGGAUAUCGAUGAGAGUGCUCCCGAAGAAAACGGAUGGCAGGGUAUGCGAUUGACUGGCGAGGUGCGCAGAGCCGAAGGAAUCGCUACACCGCUUGAGAAGGACUCAAAGUAUAAACCAGUUGAACGUCCUACGCGCCAUUUCAACCCUCUCCGUGUCCCUCGACAACUCGCCAAGGACCUGCCCUACAAAUCUCAGAUUACUCAGAUGCGACCCCGCAAAGAGCAGACAUACAUGCAGAAGCGAGCUGUUGUUCUAGGCGGAGAGGAGAAGAAGGCACGUGAUCUCAUGCAGAAACUCACCACCAUGAACACCGAAAAGAGAACCAAACGUGCCGCAGCCCAGGAGGAGCGCCGAAAAGGAUACCGCGCCAAAGUGGCAGAGAACUUGGCAAAGAAAGCCGAACGCGAGAAACGUGAGAAGAGUGAAUACUGGAGACAAGAGGGCAAGAAACGGAAGAACACCGACGGAGAUUCAGGCGGUGGUAAGAAGCGCAAGUGA
Molecule: messenger RNA, 3555 nt
Organism: Talaromyces marneffei
Lineage: Eukaryota; Fungi; Ascomycota; Eurotiomycetes; Eurotiales; Trichocomaceae
Exons: 2
Coding region: 1-3555 (1184 amino acids)
Biological process (GO): ribosome biogenesis; maturation of SSU-rRNA from tricistronic rRNA transcript (SSU-rRNA, 5.8S rRNA, LSU-rRNA); endonucleolytic cleavage of tricistronic rRNA transcript (SSU-rRNA, 5.8S rRNA, LSU-rRNA)
Cellular component (GO): 90S preribosome; nucleus
Molecular function (GO): U3 snoRNA binding; GTPase activity; GTP binding
Source: RefSeq, a predicted model, not a curated record